Pygocentrus nattereri (red-bellied piranha) is the source of this 3037-nucleotide messenger RNA. RefSeq names its product sialoadhesin-like. NCBI's taxonomy places the organism in Eukaryota, Metazoa, Chordata, Actinopteri, Characiformes, Serrasalmidae. The record is from RefSeq and is a predicted model, not a curated record. The transcript is spliced from 10 exons. Bases 147 to 1829 code for a protein of 560 amino acids.
GCUGAGCAGAACACUGAUCAUGGCAAAUGCAGAUAAAAGCAAAGCUGCUUGGUGAUUUAUUUAUUGUAUUUGAUACUUGAAGAUUUAAACCUCAUCUAAAAUCACCAUUUAGUGGACCUUAAAGAAUCAGCUGUGUUUGAAGGUUGAUGAUGCCUUACCUUAGAGGAUAUUACAGCAGCAGUGAUUCUUGCAUAACUGACAGUGAAAGUGGAAUCAUGAGCUCUGAAUGUGGGAUAUUAUCACUCAUCAUCCUGCUGUGUGUUUCAGGAACCCUGGGUGAGAGUAUCAGCGUGUCCUGCAGUCCUCAGACUAUCUGUGCUCUGCAGGAGUCAGAGGUGGACCUCAAGUGUUCUUACCCGAACCUCAACAUCAAAACUGUCUUUUGGUUCAGCUUUAAACAAAAAGCUAAAUGGAAGAAUGAAGACAAUCCAGAGGAUUUAACUUUAGACUCAGACUACACAGGACGAGUGAACUGCACUGAGACCACAAACUCCAAGUCAACUCUUACAAUAAGAAAGCUGAGAGAGAGAGACUCAGGAGAAUAUCACCUCAUGAUCAUCACAGAACAAGGAGAGAAACAUCUCAGUGCAACAGCAGUAAAUUUAACAAUUACAGGUCUGCAGCUGAAGAUGACCCAGAGUGGAGAGAAUGUGACUCUCACCUGUAGCACUUCCUGCACUCUGACAUAUAAACCUGACUAUUUCCUCUGGUUCAAAAAUACAGAAUAUAUAGACAGAUACACACCUUACAGGAAUCCUCAGCCUCUUGUUUUAUCCAGCAGGGCUGAUGCUGGAAGUUACUCCUGCUCUGUUAGCAGCAAAGUAAUACUCCAGUCCUCUGCAGUCGAUGUUUUUAAAGAGGACUCACUAAAUGUGAGUUACACAGAAAGGAAAUGCUGCAUACUGGAGGGUUUAUCAGUGGAUUUUCCCUGCACUUACUCGCAUCCCAAAGCCGAGAGAGUUACUAAAGCAUUCUGGUUUUACUUUCGGCCUGAAGUGGAGUCAGAGGAGCUGAGUGAGGAGGAGCAGUUUGCUGGUCGAGUGGAGUUUGUUGGAGAUAAAGAGAGAAACUGCACUCUGAGAUUGAGAGAUGUGAGAGAGACAGACUCUGGAGAAUAUCGCUUUCAGUUCAGCACUCAGUCUGGAGAGACAUUCACUGGAUCACCUGGAGUCACUCUGAAGGUUACAGCUCUGCAGGUAAGAGUGAGUUCCAGCACAGAAUCAGAUGGAGCCACAGUAACACUGAUGUGUAGCAGCACCUGCACUCUGCCUAACAACCCCACUUACAUCUGGUACAAGAACGGACAGCCUGUAACUAACAAACUCACCAGAGACAACAAGCUGUACCUGAAGUGCAGUGAAGAUGCAGGAAACUACUCCUGUGCUGUGAGAGGACACGAGGAGCUCCGCUCUCCUGAUCAAACACUCAGUGACUGUGCUGAAGGUAAAGAGGAGCUCUCAGUGUUGACGCUGGUCACAGUGGGAGUGGUGGUCUUUCUGUCUCUGACACUCAUUACAGCAGCUCUGCUGAUGUGCUGUGUGAUCAGGAGGAAGAGAAGAGCAGAGAGAGACGCAGACAUUCAGACUCCAGAUCCUGCAGACCAAACAUACACAGCUCUGAAUCCCAAAUACAGGACCUCAGAUUAUGACACGCUCACACAUCUUACAGGCUCUCCUAGUGACACAUACACAGCCUUAAAUCCUGCAACCAUGUGCUCUGAUUACGACACUCUGCCAGGGGUGAAGGCUUCACAAAGAGAGCAAUAUGAAGUCCUACUGAGAAGAGCUCAAACAGCAGAUUAUGAAAAUGUACAGAGGCCCUCAGCAUAGAAAACCACUCAAUUAAACUCAAAUUAGCCUUAAUUAUAUUCCUUGCAAAUGUAUAUCCCUGUUAGGGUUAUGUUAGUGUAUCAGGGGGACGUCAGUAAUAAUAUUUCUACAUGUCUUCUCAGUGAUAAAACUCCUACAUCUAGACAGCAAUAAAAUGACCACAAAAGGAGUUUCUAUUGGGCUGUUUUUCCUAUAAACCUGGAUGUUUGCAUUCCCUGUGAUCACAGAAAACUAAAAGUUGAUACUGUCAAUAUAAAGUACUGCUUUAUAAGUGUAGCUGUCUUAAUAAUCAAUACUUUAAUCAGCCUGUAGGAUCUCGCUUGACUUGAUCAUCUUUCUCCUCCUGCUAAUGCUCCCUCAGUGUAGAGAGGAUAGAAAUGCAGUCAUGCUAUUCUUGAACAUAAAUGGGUUUCUAUUAGACAUAUAAACCACUUGGGUGUACAAACUGUUUCAUGUCACUUUCUCAGAGGAGAAGGCAGAAAAACAUUGACAUAAACAUAAAUUAAGUUGCUGUUAAAUGGAGAUUACAGAAUAUCAUGUACAUUUAAUCCUGUCUGAAUCAGGCUAAAUAUCAGAUUUCAUACACAAUUCUGAGUGUAUCGGUUCAAAUUACACACAAACACACGGUCAUGUAAGAGCUGAGUUCCAAAACGUAGAAAACAGUGAAACCCCCCACGCUGAACUAAAGCCCCUCUUUGCAGUAAUGUGACUUAAUCCCAUGCAGUGAUGUUCUGAGCUCCUUGAACAUCAUCAGAGACCUGAACCAGCAUCAAUACGUGUCCAACAAGUGUCCAUUUCUGAAGAGAUUUAGUGACACAGCAUUUUUAUUUCCUAUUUCAGCUGUUUCUACUUUAACUCUCUACACUGGAGCAAAUAUUCUUGUAUAUAUUCUGUUCAUUAUAAUUUACUGGAUAUACACUAUAUUUCCAAAAGUAUUCACUCACCCAUCCAAAUAAUUGAAUUCAGCUGUUCCAACUUUGGUCACAGGUGUAUAAAACUAAGCACCCAGGCCUGCAGACUGCUUCUACAGACAUUAGUGAAAGAACGGGUCGCUCAGUGAAUUCCAGCAUGGUACCGUGAUACCAUCUGUGCAAGAAGUCCAGUCGCGAUAUUUCCUCACUACUAAAUAUUCCACAGUCAACUGUUAGUGGUAUUAUAACAAAGUGGAAGCAAUUGGGAAUGAAUUGGGAGGAACUCAGCCAUGUAAA